Messenger RNA from Nannospalax galili (Upper Galilee mountains blind mole rat), 2395 nucleotides. It is a transcript of the gene Gabra6, whose product is annotated as gamma-aminobutyric acid type A receptor alpha6 subunit. NCBI's taxonomy places the organism in Eukaryota, Metazoa, Chordata, Mammalia, Rodentia, Spalacidae. Gene Ontology annotation, biological process: regulation of postsynaptic membrane potential; nervous system process; synaptic transmission, GABAergic. The transcript has 9 exons. The record is from RefSeq and is a predicted model, not a curated record. Bases 406 to 1767 code for a protein of 453 amino acids. Gene Ontology annotation, cellular component: neuron projection; synapse; postsynapse. Gene Ontology annotation, molecular function: GABA-A receptor activity; transmitter-gated monoatomic ion channel activity involved in regulation of postsynaptic membrane potential; benzodiazepine receptor activity.
CUCACAGGCCCUGCUAUCUCCAUGCCAAAACUAGCAGUGGAUUUCUUCCUUUUAAUCUCCCCUAAUGCCUUAUUCGAUUGUCACUGCUCUCCAACCAGACUGUCCCUUCAGACUCUAUAUUUCCCAACUGUACCUGUCAGAGGAGGUUGGGUGUCUGCAGGACAUAGUCUAAGACCGCAAGCCACCCUUCCACGUGAGAAGACAGAAACAAGAAAAAUAGAGCAAGGGAAUCCCAAACACUUUCCUGGCAAACUCUUCAUCCUUUGGUUUACUGGCUGGACACAAGCAGGGAAGAGGGAUGUGAGGGGUUUAGAAGAUUUCUCCAGUUGAUUGGUAAAGGAGAACUGGCUGAGGAGAGGAAGAAGGCAGGAGGAGGGUGGCCUGAGCAUCUUCGCAAACCAUAGGAUGGUGUUGCUUCUGUCCUGGAUGUCUAUUAUUUUAUGGCUAGAAAAUACCAGAGCUCAGCUUGAAGAUGAAGGCAACUUCUUCUCAGAAAAUGUCAGUCGGAUUCUUGACAACUUGCUGGAAGGUUACGACAACCGUCUUCGCCCAGGAUUUGGAGGUGCUGUCACAGAAGUCAAAACAGACAUCUAUGUGACAAGUUUCGGGCCAGUGUCAGAUGUUGAGAUGGAGUACACAAUGGACGUUUUCUUCCGCCAGACUUGGACUGACGAGAGGCUGAAGUUUGGGGGUCCAGCUGAGAUUCUGAGUUUAAACAACUUGAUGGUCAGUAAGAUUUGGACACCUGACACUUUUUUCAGAAAUGGCAAGAAGUCAAUUGCACACAACAUGACGACCCCGAACAAGCUCUUUCGACUAAUGCAAAAUGGAACAAUCCUGUACACCAUGAGGCUCACCAUCAAUGCCGACUGUCCCAUGCGAUUGGUUAACUUUCCUAUGGAUGGACAUGCUUGUCCACUCAAGUUUGGGAGCUAUGCUUAUCCUAAAAGUGAAAUCAUAUACACAUGGAAAAAAGGACCACUUUACUCAGUAGAAGUCCCAGAAGAAUCUUCUAGUCUCCUUCAGUAUGAUUUGAUUGGGCAAACAGUGUCUAGUGAGACAAUUAAAUCUAACACAGGUGAAUAUGUAAUCAUGACAGUUUAUUUCCACUUGCAAAGGAAGAUGGGCUACUUCAUGAUCCAGAUAUACACCCCGUGCAUUAUGACAGUCAUCCUUUCUCAAGUGUCGUUCUGGAUCAAUAAGGAGUCUGUCCCCGCCAGGACUGUCUUCGGAAUCACCACUGUUUUAACCAUGACCACCUUAAGCAUCAGUGCUCGGCACUCCUUACCCAAAGUGUCCUAUGCAACAGCCAUGGAUUGGUUCAUAGCCGUGUGUUUUGCUUUUGUCUUUUCUGCUCUCAUUGAAUUCGCAGCUGUCAACUACUUCACCAAUCUCCAGUCACAGAAGGCUGAAAGGAAGGCACAGACUGCGGCCGCACCCCCAGUGGUAAUAUCAGAAAUGACCGGACCUCUGGAAGCUGAGAUUGUGGUGCAUUCUGACUCCAAGUACCAUCUGAAGAAAAGGCUUACAUCCCUGACUUUGCCCAUAGUUCCGUCUACUGAAGCCAGCAAAGUCCUCACAAGAGCACCAGUCUUACAAUCAACACCUGCCACUCCCCCACCGCCCUUACCAGCUUUUGGGGGCACCAGUAAAAUAGAUCAGUAUUCUCGAAUCCUUUUUCCAGUUGCAUUUGCAGGAUUCAACCUUGUGUACUGGAUAGUUUAUCUUUCCAAAGACACGAUGGAAGUGAGCAGCAGCAUUGAAUAGCUUGCAGCCAGGACAACCGUGUAGCACGAAUUCUCAUUCUCCUUAUUAAAAAUAUAUGAAUUGUGAAGAUGUGUGUAAAUGCUUUUCAGAUAUGAAAUACAAAUUGAAAAUCUGCAAGGCAUAUUGUUUAAUAAGCCUGUAUGGGCUAAAUCCAAUGAUAUUCCCUCAGAAUUGAAGUUGGAAGACUGCUGAAUACGUGACUUUUCUAUAGUAGAGAAAAAUGUUCUAAGUGGAUACGAUGGAUUCAAGACAGAUUUGUCAACCGUUGCUCUUCAUUGUUCCAUAGUUUUAAUUGUCACCGAGAAUAACGUUUGCCACGGGGCAGAUAAAAUAAGACACCCCGAAACUUCUAAAUGUUGCCUUAAAUCUAUUUAUUUUGGCUUAGUUUUCAGUCUGAAUAUUUAUUGGUAUGUUUGUUCAGCAUGUUGGAGGCCUUUAUGCUUUUAUAAGAGCUUACAGUGGCAGUGUACGGCUUCUAUUGAGUUUAGACGUUUGUUCCUAACCUUGCUGUGCUCUUUUACCUCAAUAAAGUGUGGCAUUAUAUACAUAUAAAUAAUACAUAGACCAUAAAUUAUGUAUGCAUAUGUACAUAGCUUUGGCUAUACUGAAAUAAAGUGUUGCUGUAGCC